This is a messenger RNA of Centruroides sculpturatus (bark scorpion), 603 nucleotides long. RefSeq lists its product as uncharacterized. Bases 1 to 603 code for a protein of 200 amino acids. Gene Ontology annotation, molecular function: nucleic acid binding. The transcript has a single exon. Lineage: Eukaryota; Metazoa; Arthropoda; Arachnida; Scorpiones; Buthidae. The record is from RefSeq and is a predicted model, not a curated record.
AUGAACCGAGCGAUAGCGGGACUAUCGCGACUGGCCAGGCAAGAGUACGGCAUAGGCGGUGAGGCAAUCCGGACUAUCUACAAGAUGGCUCUGGAGCGCAUGAUCUGCUAUGCUUGCGGUAUCUGGUGGAAGGAGUCUGCCAACGUGAAGCAAAGUAGGACCCUACUUACAAUUCAAAGGCCUGCCGCCCUACGGGUCACACGUGCCUACAGAACGGUAUCCACUGACGCGGCCCUAGCCCUGGCAGGGCUUCUUCCGCUGCCCCUGGUAGUCAGCCAGGAGGCGGCGUUCUUUAGGAUCGCGGUGGAGGGUAUACAGGCAAAGCACUGCAACCAGAUGUACCCAGCGAUGAAACUCUUAUGUCAGGCAGACAUAUGGAGUACCCAUCCAAGCCUAAGGGUGGGCAUCGACUGGGAGGUCGGUGAACCUACUCUAUGUGGUAUCGAAAUAUAUACCGAUGGCUCCAAAGACGGCAGCCAAGUGGGCGCAGCCUACUGCGUUUACCAUGAUGGGGUUUUAGUGUACAGUUCGUCAGUCAGACUGAACGAGGAAGCGACCGUGUUUCAAGCCGAACUGGUGGCUCUUUCAGGAGCGUCCCAGUGA